UGGACGCUGUGGUGGAAUUUGAAUAUACAGCGGAGCAGGAAGAUGAACUUAGCCUUAAAGUUGGUGACAUCGUCACUAAUGUCAAGACAUCAGACGGAGGUUGGUGGGAGGGAGAGCUUCAUGGUAAAAAAGGCCUGUUUCCAGAGAACUUUGUGCAGUUAGUUCAGCGGCGAGAACCAGCUUCCUUGGAGCCAAAAAGAGAGCCACCACAACGGAAGUCAGUCAGAGAGUUGGCAAACAAAUUCAAGGAUAUGUCAGUCAGUGGACCUCCAAAGAAGAAAGAAAAACAAAAAAGAUGUAAAGUGUUAUUUGAAUACAAGAAAGAAAAUGACGAUGAGCUGGAGCUUGCUGUUGGUGAUAUUGUCGACUUUCACAAGGAGGUGGAAGAUGGCUGGUGGGAGGGUUCAAUAAAUGGGAGGCAGGGUGUGUUCCCUUCAAACUUUGUGGAAAUCUUGGAUGAGACGGCAUCAUCAGGUGAAAGUGUUACCUCUGGGGGCAAGGAUGCGGACUUCCACACAAUCAAAGGGAAGAAAGUUGUGGGUGUAGGCCUGGGCAACAUUUUUGGUGGAGGACCCAUCAAAUUGCGUGCUGUGGCAGACAGUGGUAAAAAGGAGGAUACUCCAAAAUCUACUCCACAAGAGAGCUUAGAGUCACCUCCAGAAACAACAGUUAGGGAGAAAACAAACACAAUAGAACGUGCAGUAGUCCGGUUUUCGUAUGUGGCUGAACAGCCAGAUGAACUAUCCCUGACUGAGGGACAGAUAGUGCGCAUCCUUGAUAAAAAACUGGAAGAUGAUGGAUGGUGGAAGGGAGAGGUCAACGGGAAAAUUGGAGUCUUUCCAGAUAACUUUGUAGAGUUGUUACUCAAUGAAAAAACAAAUAAGCCACAGAAGCCACCUCCACCAACAGCUCCGGCUACUACUAAGAAUUCACUGCCCAAACUGCCAGACAGACUAGCAGCAGACGUAGCUGAGGAGAAGAUAAAAACAGAAUCCCAGAGUCCAUCCCUUGUCAAGAAGCCUUUUAUGCCUCCGCCCACCAUUAAAAAGCCAGUCAAUCAGAAAUCGACUGAGUUAAAACCUGAGCCGUCUAUCCCACAUCCGGUGGUCAACUCUGGAAAGGACAAGGCUGUGGUCAGAGAGAAUCAUUCAGAGAACCACAACUCACAAGGUACAGUACAUUUUGAUGACAUAGAACCUGCAAGUCAGAAGUUGACCCAUUUAACAUAUGGACGAGCCCAGGGACCCAAGAAACGGCCACCCUCUUCAGUACUGAUCCUUAAUUUGCCAGAUAGAACAGACACAGACAAGCCACAUUCUCGACUGCCAGAUAGAAUAGAUACAGAGAAGCCACAGUCUUGGUUGCCGGAUAGGCCAGACAAGCCACUUCCAGUCCUGCCUCCUAAAGAUUAUAGAUCAGGUCAGCCUCCACAGCAAACAGAAAAUGUGGCUGUUGGCUCUCAUUCUUCUACUGUAACCUCACUCCGAGACAAGGAAUUGCAUUUACAUACUCCACCACCCCGACCACCAGAGCCCGCAAAAGCACCACAUUCUACCCAGACCACAUCUGCCUCUGGCAUACACAUGAAUAAACUGCUGGAGCAGCUGCAGCAGGAGCUAGCAGACGUGAAAGCCAACUCUGUGAGCAAGUCUGCGUUUAUGGAACUGCGGGUACAGCAUGAGAAACUCAAGGUAGAAUUUGAAAGUUUGAAGAAGAUUCACUCUGUCAAAAUCCGUGACCUGGCGAAUGAAGUUGAUGAGGAGAAAAAGCUGAGAUUGACCACACAAGUAGAGAUUGAACGUGUGAAGAAACUUUUAGCAGAGACGCACGUGUAA
Molecule: messenger RNA, 1835 nt
Organism: Candidula unifasciata
Lineage: Eukaryota; Metazoa; Mollusca; Gastropoda; Stylommatophora; Geomitridae
Source: the annotation of a GenBank genome assembly